UUGUUCCGGCCAGAACGCUUUAAAUUUAUGUAGUAACCUGUACUUUUGGUAUGAGCUUUUUGUUCCUUUGAUUUAUUCUGAUGGAUUAAGGAUAAUUGUGAUUAUUUCCGGUUAGUUAGAGUGGAGUUAGUUUAAGUGGAGUGAGCGGAAAUAUAAAUCUGUGGGGGAACGAAAAGCGACAGAACACCGGCUCAGAUGAUAGCGUUGUCUCUGCGUUCUGGUCGUCAUGCUUCCCCGGGCGGGUAAAGAGUUUCUGGUCCGGAUUCGGUUCUCCUGGAGGCCUCUGUUCCAGGGCCGGUACCUGCUGCUCACCAACACGCUGAGCGGAGGGCUCAUGCUGUCGCUGGGAGACGUCCUGCAGCAGACUCGGGAAAACCGCAGGGAGCCGGGCCGAGUCCGGGACUGGAGGAGGACAGGCAGAAUGUUUGUGGUUGGUUGCUCCAUGGGCCCAGUGCUGCACUACUGGUACAUCUGGCUGGACAGAGUUUAUGUGGGCAAAGCUCUGAAGACGCUGAGCAAGAAGGUUCUGGUGGACCAGCUGAUCGCCUCCCCGACGCUGGGAAUGUGGUAUUUCAUAGGUAUGGAUCUGCUGCAGGGACGCUCUUUAUGGGACGGAUUGGCGGAGUUCAGAGAAAAGUUCUGGGAGUUUUAUAAGAUGGACUGGUGUGUUUGGCCCGCUGCGCAGGCCAUCAACUUUUACUUUCUGUCACCCAAGUUUCGUGUCGUGUACAUUAAUUUUAUCACAUUAGGAUGGGACACCUACCUCUCAUAUCUCAAACACAGAGAUGAGACCCAGCAGGUCUGACACCGGACAGCAGCUCUGUGGAUCCACAGCAGGAAGAUCCGACAACUUCUAAACCGCUGGAGGAAAAAGCUUAGAGCUUUUCAUUAUCUGUGUGAAUUAAAUGCAAGAGAACAUUUUAAUUAUAUUUUCAGACCCUAACUCCUCCUCCGUUAUCAGAAGGCAUUUAUCUAUGAGGAGCUGCAUAUUUUUAAAUUUGCUUUCUGUUUUUUUUUUGCAUUCAGGGAUGACAGCAGCUUCACUGCCCUCACCGCUGAUAUUCCUGUUUCCGGACGUUGUGAUUGUUGAAGCGUUUUGUCUCGACUAAAGCUAAAUGCUGACGCGGUACCUCUCUAUUCAAUGUUGUUUAUAAUGUUUCUGUAUUCAACUCCAAACUGUUUUUAACCCAGUUUCACCAUGAGAACUGUUGCCUUAACUUGCACUCCAGUUCUCAAGAUUUUUGUGCCAAAUAAUCUCUGCUGACUGUUUAUCCUUUAUGGUUCCUUCUGAAUGAUGCUUGAGAUGAAGAUGAUUUUAGUUAAAUCCAAUAUUACACACAACUGUAGAUUGUAAAUAUAAACUUGAAUCCUGUUAAACUGAAUAUUUAAUGUGUGAAACAAAAUGUUUCCACCAAUUAAUUUAUCAAUUUGGGUUUUUGGGGUGAAUUUGAUCAAUUAAAUAUUUGUAGUUUUUCUUAUUCAUACUAUUGCAGUCUUCUAAAUGAUGUAGAGAAUUUGUCAAAGUCUGUAAAGAAAUUAUAGAUUUUUUUUUUUAAUUUAAAAUUUUUGUUGAUAUGUUUUGUCUUGAAAAUGAAUUAUAAUCAGUGUAGUAUGAAGAUGGAGAAUAUAUUUAUUACAUGACAUUAAAGCAGAAUUAAACAUGAAUAAUUAAAAACAUUAUUCCCUAAAUUGAUUUUAUUCCUAAUCAUUGUGUUUUGCUCCCAUUGGCAUGUUUAUAUGACUGGAGUA
Messenger RNA from Poeciliopsis prolifica (blackstripe livebearer), 1749 nucleotides. RefSeq names its product MPV17 mitochondrial inner membrane protein like 2 (gene mpv17l2). Lineage: Eukaryota; Metazoa; Chordata; Actinopteri; Cyprinodontiformes; Poeciliidae. The record is from RefSeq and is a predicted model, not a curated record. Gene Ontology annotation, biological process: mitochondrial ribosome assembly. Bases 227 to 805 code for a protein of 192 amino acids. Gene Ontology annotation, cellular component: membrane; cytoplasm. The transcript is spliced from 6 exons.